This is a messenger RNA of Brassica rapa (field mustard), 2817 nucleotides long. RefSeq lists its product as uncharacterized. Lineage: Eukaryota; Viridiplantae; Streptophyta; Magnoliopsida; Brassicales; Brassicaceae. The record is from RefSeq and is a predicted model, not a curated record.
ACUUGAAGAUGAUGAGGGUGAGAGAGUAAAGAUGUCAUUUUCGAAAAAAAAAAAAUUGAUGGCAUUUUCGUAAAUUAUAUGAACUUGUGGGGUGAAUAGGGCAAAACCAAUUUUUUUUAAAAAAAGGAGGUUAGUUUUGUGUUUGACUUUAAGUUGUAGAUCAAUUUUACAAAAAGCUCAUUUAUAAUUAAGUAAAAACUCACAUUAAAACCAAAAUUCGUUAGACAUCUACUCUAUUAAAAUAGAGUCAUAUUUUUUAUCUACUGUACAAACGUUGUAACUUAAAUUUUAAAUGGUCCAACAAGAGAUUUAAUAAUAUCUGAAGCAUUAUAAAUAAUUGAAACUGAUUGAUAAUUCAAUGUAUUUUCUUAACAAAAACUGAUUAAUAAUUCUAAACCGUUUCCAUACUUUGACAUUUGUGAUUCGUCUAACCCACUUUCUGUUAUAUCUACAAUACCAAAUUAAUAUUGCUCAGGAUUAAAGUAAAACGAUUUGCACAAUGAUAAGUAAUCACAUACUCUGGUGGGCCGUUAAUUAACUAGGAGCAUAGUGUAUUUUCAUUGAUGAUGCAUGAUAUCCACGACUUCUUUUAUAUGUAAGCACAUAUUUACGUAUUGCAUUAAUGUAUAAUUUUGUUGUCGUAUAUCUAUACUAUGUCAGAUUUGUAUAAAUAAGAAUCAAGUUUUCAUAUAUUAAAAAAAAGUUUUCAUAUGUUAUAAUGAAAAUUUAUAAUCUGAAAAUACAUCAUGCAUAUGUCAAACAAAGUAUAUAAUAUAAAGGUUUCUGAACAAAAAUAUUAUAAUAUAAACCAGUUUUAAUUAAAUAUAUAUUUUAAAUAUUCCUAAUUUACUUACUAAUUAAGUUUCAAAUAUAAAAACAAAACCAAGUUCAAGAAUUUGAAAUUGUAACAAACAUUUAUUGUUUUGAUAUUCAUUUAACUAACCUAUAUUUGCUCAAAAUUUAUUAAGAUAUCAAUUAUUAGGUAUUAAAUCAAUAAAAUCGAAAAAUAUUUUCAGAAUUUUAUUAAGAUACUAUAUAUACACUAAUUAUCUUUAAUUAUCGAUGAGAACGAUUAAUAGGUUAAUAUUCUAUAGAUAUAUUUACAUACACUAAGUCAUAUUUAUUAAAACCUAAAAUUUAUUUCUAAUCUAAAUAUAUAUAACAAUUGAAUAUAUUAAAAAAUCCAAUUGAUUUUUUAUGUCCACAUUAAUAUUUGAGCAUAACUAAUUUUUUCAAACACAAUAUUUUAUUAACAACUAAAAUCCACGCUAUUAAUAUACACACUUGCAAUACUAAAUUACAACAUUUUAAACCCAUUCUUCUACGUACAGAAAAGUUUGUUUUCAUACAACUUCUUAAAAGAAUAACAUUCCUCAAAGAUCUAAAGCCAUUUAAAACUAACACAUCAAAUUCAAAUCUUAGUAACUUAUUUUGUUAGUAAAAAAAAUAAUAAUAAUAAACACAAACAAAAUUUUACAAAAUGAAAUUUUUAUCUUAUGUGCUAAUAAUUUCAAUUAAAAAAAUUAAAUCUGAUAAUGUAUAAAAUAGAACUGUUAUAUAUAAAAUAUUUAGCAACCCACUUUAAUCACAUGUAAAUAUUUUACAAAUACCAAAUUGCACAAUUGUGUAUAAACAUAUUAAUAAAAAAUAAAACCUAAAAUGUUUAAAAUAAAAUUUUAAUUUUUUUUGUCAAAAUAAAAAAUAAAAAUACCCGCGUUUAGCGCGGAUUAGACUCUAGUAUAUUAUUAAUCCGCACGACCGUCAUUUUAGUAUAUAAACAAUGAUAAUUUCGUAAAAAGUUAUGUGUUUUACCGAUUUUCAAAUAAAGCAUUAUCACACGUUAAAUCAAUACUAUUUUAAAAAAAAAAAAAAAAAUUUGAAACUGAACUAUUUUAAAAGUUUUACUCGAGAUAAAUAGUCUGAUAUUUUAAUAAAAAACCAUGGUCCCUAAGUUUAUUUUUUUUCUUUAAUACAAGGAAGAGCUUUCUGGGGACAAUUCACCAAACUCAAAGAAGACGACAGAAUUAAUAAACGAAAACAAGCCUGCUUCUCGACUUCAGAGUUACAAGAAGAAAACAGAAAGAUGGUGCUUAGAAGCUCCAUCUCCAACACAAGAAAAUUCUUCCAAAAAACUAUCGACAACGUCAAAUCAUUUUUCUCCAACAAUGCUACCUAUCACAAACUACCUAAAACACCUAAUAACAUUCCCAUCAACGAUCAUCAUCAUCAAAACCCAAAUAACAUCAUAUCAUCAUCAUCGACAUCAUCCAUACAUAAGCAGUUACAGCCUAAAUCCAGAGACUAUGCGACCAAAAACAGAGUUUUGAUUCAACCACCGAGAAGAGGAGACAGAGAUGAGACACUCUUUUCCAAACCAAAGGUUGAGCUUGUUCUCCUAAAGCUACAAGAGAUGGAGGCGAUAAUGAAUGCUGAUAUAAUAAAUGAUGAGGAACAUGUCUUAGAUGUUCGGGAGUUCCUCGAUUGCUACUCUCGUCUUCGUUGCGCUGCUUACAUCGAUGUGGUUGAGAAGUUUUUUAUGGAGGUCUACUCUGAUUUGUUUAGCCCUCAACCUCUCGAGCACAACUGAUGGAUAUUCUGAUAUGAUGAUCUGUCUUCUUUAUUUUAUUUUAUUUUUUGCUUGUCAUUUUUUUUUUAACUUCAUGAUCUUAUUCCCUGUUAUGUGGCUGUAUUUUACUGGUUUUAUUUUUACUCUAUUUUAUGUUUCUUAUGACUUGUAAUAAUGAUAAAAACAAUUUGCUUAAAGUUGUUCGAGUUAUGAUCAUUCUAUAAGAUCAUAAUAAGGACUUAUGUUGGUUA